CCUACAGAUCAAUAUGAAGCAUAUGAUGUAUAAUCAAUUGUCUCCAUGCUACACAGCUUUAGAAAAUGAGUGAUGCUGAGAUGGAAGUAUUUGGGGUGGCUGCCUCGUACCUCCGCAAGCCGGAGCGGGAGAGGAUUGCGGCACAGGUCAAACCAUUUGAUGCCAAAACGGCCUGCUUUGUGGCAGAUCUAAAGGUAGAGUAUGUGAAAGGCAAAAUCAAGAGCCAAGACAUCUCCAAGGUCACAAUGGAGACUGAGGAUGGGAGGGUUGUCACGGUGAAUCCGGAUGACAUCAGCCCCAUGAACCCUCCUAAAUUUGACAAGAUCGAGGACAUGGCCAUGUUGACCCAUCUCCAUGAGCCAGCCGUGCUGUUCAACCUCAAGGAGCGCUACACUGCCUGGAUGAUCUAUACCUACUCUGGGCUGUUCUGUGUGACUGUGAACCCCUAUAAGUGGCUCCCAGUCUACAACCCAGAGGUGGUGGCUGGCUAUUAUAAACCAAACACCUUAGCUGAAAUGUGA
Coregonus clupeaformis (lake whitefish) is the source of this 521-nucleotide messenger RNA. Its product is annotated as myosin-3-like. Gene Ontology annotation, biological process: vesicle transport along actin filament; actin filament organization. Bases 66 to 521 code for a protein of 151 amino acids. The record is from RefSeq and is a predicted model, not a curated record. Gene Ontology annotation, molecular function: actin filament binding; ATP binding; microfilament motor activity. NCBI's taxonomy places the organism in Eukaryota, Metazoa, Chordata, Actinopteri, Salmoniformes, Salmonidae. Gene Ontology annotation, cellular component: actin cytoskeleton; cytoplasm; vesicle. The transcript has 3 exons.